This is a messenger RNA of Penicillium samsonianum, 1980 nucleotides long. RefSeq lists its product as uncharacterized. Bases 1 to 1980 code for a protein of 659 amino acids. Gene Ontology annotation, molecular function: DNA binding; zinc ion binding; DNA-binding transcription factor activity, RNA polymerase II-specific. Gene Ontology annotation, biological process: DNA-templated transcription; regulation of DNA-templated transcription. The transcript is spliced from 12 exons. Lineage: Eukaryota; Fungi; Ascomycota; Eurotiomycetes; Eurotiales; Aspergillaceae. The record is from RefSeq and is a predicted model, not a curated record.
AUGGCCUCCAAAGUGAUAAGAAUCAACAAGUCCUGUGAUCAGUGCAGAAUCCGAAAAGUCCGAUGCAUCGUACCUGAAACCCUUAGAGAACCGGGAGCACCAUCAACCUGCAUCCACUGCAUCAACCGCAAUGAGUCUUGUCAAUUUACGCCUAUCAGACGUAAAUUCCGACGCAAACUUGAGGAUACACCACCUUUUCCCCUUUCUGUUGAACCAUCACUGCCACGCGAAAAUGACCUCCCCAUCGACCGUCUCUUGCGCUUUGGGCCUCAAAGAGUCCCUCUCUAUGACGAUUCUGUCGUUGUCAAGGCUAGCAAUGGGCGAGCAACCAGCUCGAGCAUAAGCUUUUUCUCGAAUGAACGGAUGAGUGCAUUGGCCAGCCGGAUAGGGACAGAUGUACUCACAGAGCUCGUUGAGGAUCUAGAAACCCUCCUUGUGUCACGAAUAUGUUCGCGAAACGACUCUUCCGAGUCGUCUACCAUUGAGUUCCAGCCGCCGCUAGCCAGUGUGGAUGUGACGUCAAGCGAAGCCGAUGGUUAUAUUGGUUCCUACUUUGACCAGAUCCAUCCCAUCUACCCCUUCCUGGAUAUACAAGAGUUCACCUCGCAUACUACUGACUGCCGCCGUACUGGGACAUCGAAAUGCAGCAAAGCAUGUUCUGCAAUAUAUCACGCUGUCCUAGCUUUAGGCAGCCAGUACCACCAAGGCGGCAGCUUCACGCCAGGUUCGGGCAAAGCGUGGAGCCUUUUUCAAUUAUGUCUAGGUGCUAUUCCGGACAUAUUGGUUCCUCCAUACUCGUUGACGAAACUCCAAGCUCUGACAGCUAUGUCUAUCUUUGCAAUGAAUGCCUGCUGUCUUCAACUAGAUCAGGCAUUGGUAUACGAAGCAGCUAGAAUGGCACAAAGUCUACGAUAUCACAAAUCUUCCAAUGCUCAACCAGUUCAUUUGAGAGUGUUCUGGACCAUAUACCACUUGGAAAAGAUUGCCUCCUUCUCUGAUAAUAAUAGCUCGGUGUUCGCUGAUGAAGAUAUUGGAUGCGACAUCCCUUCCGUCCCUGGGUCUAUGCUAGGAGACUACAACUGGUUCCAAUCCGCCAUUCAUCUGAGCAGAAUAACAUCGAUUGCAUACACCACUCUGUUUUCGACGAGAUCUUCUUUACAGUCCGUAGAGGAUUGCUUAUAUUCUAUCAAACACGUACGACGAGGGUUAGAAGAAUGGCGCUUAUCGGUACCUAUGGCAUUCCGGCCAAAGGAGGCAAUCCGAUUAAGUGAACUUGAGUGUCCUAGGACAAAGAUAGUCGCUUUACAGACGCAUUACUUAUACUACAACCUGAUUUUUGCCGUGGAACGCCUAUCCCUUCACGUCGACCCCGAAGAAAAGCUAGAUCGCGAGGAUAGCAAGUGGGAAUUGAUGAAUGCAGCGCGCACUAUCAUUGAGCUUGUUUCGUUUAUUGAAAUCGAGCCUUAUAUGCCUGUGUUUGUUGCUGGUAUCAUGCCAUUAUCGGCGGUCUUCGUUCUGUUUGAUUUUGUGAUUCACAAUACCACUCACAAAGAAACGGAAAGUAAUAUUGCCUUCCUUGAUCAGGCAGCAGCAUACUUCAGUCAACUUGACUACGCCUCCAAGGGCGCGCUCCCGGGAAGCAUCAUCUCAAGCUUUGCAGGUAUCGCGCGACAAUAUGUUCUCAAGUUACAGGAAAGACGACCCACGCACUCCGCGUCGAAGCCGGAGAUGGAGCAAGGAAUCCAACCAAUAUGGGAUUACGGGCCAGAUAUUGACUUCAAAGAUAUAGAUCUUUCUUCGAUAAUAGCGCAACAAAACUCCGGGCAAAUUCCUUUCACAAGCCUUGACACGCCAUCGCCGUUUGGGUCCGACAUGCUCUAUUAUCCCCCAUCCCACGAUACCCAGGUCUCGAGCGGCCAAAUAGAGGACCUGCGAUCUAUCUUCGGCUUUGUGUUCCCCAAUUGGACAGAAGAUAUAUAG